Messenger RNA from Stomoxys calcitrans (stable fly), 522 nucleotides. Its product is annotated as larval cuticle protein A2B-like. Gene Ontology annotation, cellular component: extracellular matrix. The record is from RefSeq and is a predicted model, not a curated record. Lineage: Eukaryota; Metazoa; Arthropoda; Insecta; Diptera; Muscidae. The transcript is spliced from 2 exons. Bases 1 to 522 code for a protein of 173 amino acids.
AUGGCCUUCAAGUUCAUUGCUGUCAUUGCUUUGUUCUCUGUUGUAAGUGCUGGAGUAGUUCCGGCUGCCCAGGUAUACCAUGCUGCUCCCGCUGCUGCCGUCGUAAAGACUGUGGCACCUGUAGCUGUGGCUGCUCAUCCUGUUUUGACAAAGACUGUUGAAGAAUUCGAUCCUCAUCCUCAAUACAAGUACGCCUAUGAUGUUCAAGAUGCUGUUUCCGGUGACUCCAAGAGCCAAGUGGAGGAACGUGAUGGCGAUGUUGUCCGUGGCGAAUACUCUUUGGUCGAUUCUGAUGGUUUCAAACGUACUGUCCAAUAUACCGCUGAUGAUGUGAAUGGUUUCAAUGCUGUUGUCCACCGUGAACCUUUGGUUACCAAGGCUAUUGUGGCUGCUGCCCCCGCUUCUGUUGUGAAGACUGUUGCUCCAGUUGCCCAUUAUGCUGCCCCCGCUGCUGUUGUUAAGACUGUUGCUCCAGUUUCUCAUAUUGCUGCCGCUCCUGCAGCAUAUGUUGCCAAUCACUAA